AUGCGCAAGUGCUUAUUAGCCGUCAUAGAGCGCGCGACACAGUCGCAAGUGCUUAGGAAAGUAUCUGCAACCUACGAGCUGCUCCCACCAUCAGAUUAUGGCAUCCGUUAUAUUUUGUGGACAGCAAACGAUGCUUUCAGCAAACCCAAGUUGGCGGAUGGCAAAGACGAAGCCUUUCGAGAUCCCUUUGCCAAAGAGAGCCUUGAGCACGAGUUGUUUGUGUCGCAGCUGUGCGGCACACAUAAUCUUUUGCUUAACAAGUAUAGCGUUGUCGACAAGCACACAGUGUUGUCCACCAUCGAGUUUGCUCCACAAGAACAAUCUCUAGAUGUUGCUGAUUUUCGCGCCAUGUGGACUGCCAUGCAAGGCCUUGAUGCCUUUGCCUUCUUUAAUUGUGGCUAUGACAGCGGUGCUAGCCAACCACACAAGCACAUGCAGCUAAUGACGUACCCGUCACUGAGAGCAAUCACGGGGCUCGACAUGCCGCCGCUGCUGCACUUCAUCCAUCAAAAGCUACACGAGCAUCCGACCACUAAUAUUGUUCAGCUGCCGGAGCUUCCAUUUUGUCACUUUCUGCACCGCAUCGAUCUCGUUCCUGAUGUUAAUAGCGAGAAGGCUGCCGAACACAUUGGUGCGAUCUAUGACAAGAUCGUUGAGUAUCUAGAGCGCUUGAGCCCAGAGCUUACGUCUUCGAAGCCAUCAUCAUUGUUUGUGGCCUACAAUUUGCUGCUGACUACUUCAUUUCUAUUCCUGAUUCCGAGGAAGGCUCAGAGUUACCAUGGCAUCGAAGUGAAUUCAAUCGGUUUUACUGGAUCUUUUUUCGUGCGAAGUAAUGAGCAGCGCAUCCUGUUGGAGACGCAUGGCGGACCAAUGGAGCUUUUGCGCCACGUGACAUUUCCGUUCCUGAGAACAAUUUAG
Molecule: messenger RNA, 918 nt
Organism: Plasmopara halstedii
Lineage: Eukaryota; Oomycota; Peronosporomycetes; Peronosporales; Peronosporaceae
Product: atp adenylyltransferase
Exons: 3
Coding region: 1-918 (305 amino acids)
Biological process (GO): nucleotide metabolic process
Molecular function (GO): ATP binding; ATP:ADP adenylyltransferase activity
Source: RefSeq, a predicted model, not a curated record